This is a messenger RNA of Entrophospora sp. SA101, 534 nucleotides long. The record is from the annotation of a GenBank genome assembly. NCBI's taxonomy places the organism in Eukaryota, Fungi, Glomeromycota, Glomeromycetes, Entrophosporales, Entrophosporaceae.
AUGUUUGUAAUUUCUGAGUCUGAUGGCCAUGAUAAUAAAUUAGAAAAAUCUGAACUGACAUCACCAACAUUAGGAGUAAUUUAUCUUAGUAGAAUACCUCAUGGAUUUUAUGAAGAACAAAUGCGUUCAUACUUUGGUCAAUUUGGUACAGUUACAAAUUUAAAAUUAUUUAGAAAUAAAAAGACAGGAAAAUCCCAACAUUUUGCUUUUAUAGAAUUUGAAUCUAUUGAAGUUGCAGAGAUAGUAGUUGAAACAAUGGACAAUUAUCUUUUACUUAACCACAUACUUAAAUGUAAAUUGAUACCGGAGUCACAAGUUAAUCCAAAUUUAUGGAAAGGAACAAAAAAAAAAUUCAUUCCAUUAGAUUAUUUAACCUUAGCAAAAGAGAAACACAAUAGAAAAAAAACUAAAGAAGAAGUUGAUAAACAAGUUGAAAGAUUAUUAAAAAAAGAGGAAAAGAAAAGAAAAAGAUUAUUAGAUUUAGGCAUUGAUUAUGAAUUUCCUGAACCAGAACAUAAAAGAUUUAAAGAAUAA